AAAACUAUUAUCAUCAAGCAACUUAUAAUCUAUCAUGACUCUUUCCAAUGCUACCUUCAAGCAAAACCCACACAGCUUACUCGUCGUCCCAGGUCCGAUCGAAGUUUCUGACGCCGUCUUGCUCUCCAAUGCAUCGGCUUCAGUCUCUCAUGUUUCCCCCGAUUUUGUCCAAAUCUUCAAAAAAACACUUUCAAUGAUACUCGAAGUUCUGUAUGCUCCUCAAACUGCACAACCGUUUGUGAUCGCCGGCUCUGGAACUCUUGGUUGGGAUUUGACCGCGGCCAAUUUGAUUGAACAAGGAGAACUUGCCCUCGUACUCAACAAUGGUUACUUUGGCGAUUCGUUCCAAGAUUGUCUUGAAACUUAUGGUGCAACUGUUGAAAAAGUUCAAGCUCAACUCGGCCAUACGGUCACUCCAGACCAACUCGCAACUCAUCUCGAGAAAGCCAAGAGCGAGAAGAAGAGUUAUAAAUUGAUCACCAUAACUCAUUGUGAUACUUCCACAGGUGUAUUAGCCGAUGCCAAAGCAUUGGCCGAGGUGAUUCAAAAGCAUUCUCCUCAAUCUUUGAUCAUCUUGGAUGCAGUUUGUAGUGUAGCCAGUGAAGAGAUUAGAUUUGAAAAGUGGGGUCUCGAUAUGGUCUUGACAGCCUCUCAAAAAGGAUUAGGCUGUCCUCCUGGGCUUUGCAUUUGUGUGGCUUCUGAGCGUGCGAUCAAAGUCUUCGAAGAGCGUAAAUCUCGCCCCGGGUCUUACUAUGCUUCUUGGAAGAAGUGGCUACCAGUCAUGAAAGCAUACCAAUCGGGGAGUGCGGCAUAUUUUGCGACGCCGCCCACCAAUUUGAUUACAGCGCUCCUCACCUCUUUGGAUUCCAUCCUCAAAUCCUCGCCGAGUCUAGAGGAACGAUUUGAACUCCACAAAAAAUCAUCCGAUCGUAUCAAGAAAGCUGUUGAUGGCCUCGGUUUGAAACAAGUUCCGGUGAACCCAGGUUCCAGUGCUCAUGGAAUGACUGCUGUCUAUCUUCCUGAUGGCAUAACCCCAGCAGAGGUAGUAGGUAAGAUGAGUGCUAAGGGAUUAGUGAUUGCAGGAGGACUUCAUAAAGAUGUCAAAGAUCGCUAUAUCAGAAUUGGUCAUAUGGGUAUCACUGCUGUUGAUAAAGAAAGAGGAGAUGUGGACAGAAUCGUUCAAAGCUUGAAUGAAUCCUUCAAAGACCUCGGGUUCCAAGCUAGUUGAGCCAUUAGUUUCAAACUUCUCGUCCUGUGGUUGAAUUUGUGUCUGUCAGCUUUUGAUCGUAUGGGAAGCAGUUAGCAUCGAAAAGGUCUACAUUAACAUGGCAUGCUACAUAUGUACUUAGGAUACUGUUCUGCUUGUCCAUCACUCUGCUUCAGCUAGCCUAGCUGUAGCCUUACCAUGCCUUAUCCAAAUUUCUUAAUACGUCUUGACUUUCUCAUGUUAAUGCUUCUUGACUAUCCACGGUAUCAAGCUC
This is a messenger RNA of Melampsora larici-populina 98AG31, 1481 nucleotides long. RefSeq lists its product as uncharacterized. Bases 35 to 1228 code for a protein of 397 amino acids. Gene Ontology annotation, molecular function: L-alanine:glyoxylate transaminase activity; L-serine:pyruvate transaminase activity. NCBI's taxonomy places the organism in Eukaryota, Fungi, Basidiomycota, Pucciniomycetes, Pucciniales, Melampsoraceae. The record is from RefSeq and is a predicted model, not a curated record. Gene Ontology annotation, cellular component: peroxisome. The transcript is spliced from 7 exons.